Molecule: messenger RNA, 670 nt
Organism: Apaloderma vittatum (bar-tailed trogon)
Lineage: Eukaryota; Metazoa; Chordata; Aves; Trogoniformes; Trogonidae
Gene: TBC1D7
Product: TBC1 domain family, member 7
Exons: 5
Biological process (GO): negative regulation of TOR signaling; activation of GTPase activity
Molecular function (GO): GTPase activator activity
Source: RefSeq, a predicted model, not a curated record
CAAUCAUGGCUGACGACUCGCAGAGAAACUUUCGCUCAGUGUAUUAUGAAAAAGUGGGGUUUCGUGGAGUUGAAGAAAAGAAAUCACUGGAAAUUCUGUUAAAAGAUGACCGUUUGGAUAUUGAGAAGCUUAGCACAUUUAGUCAAAGGUUCCCUCUCCCGUCCAUGUACCGCAUACUGGUGUGGAAAGUGCUUUUAGGAAUUAUUCCUCCUCACCAUGAAUCUCAUGCUUUGGUGAUGAAGUACCGGAAGGAGCAGUACUGGGAUGUUCACCAUGCUCUUCGUGUAAUUCGUUUUGUUAAUGAUUCUACCCCACAGGUAGAUGUUUUCCUCCGCAUACAUCAACUGGAAUCAGGAAAAUUGCCUCGAAACUUGGCUUUUCCAUUGGACCCUGAGGACGAAGUGUUCCUUGCUAUUGCGAAAGCAAUGGAGGAGAUGGUGGAGGACCCUAUAGAAUGCUACUGGCUUGUCAGUUGCUUUGUGAAUCAGCUGAACAGCAAGCACAAAGAUUCCUUGCAACAACUGCCCAAAUUUCUGGAGCAGUAUUUGAACAUUGAAGAUAACAGACUCCUGAUGCAUCUGAAAGCGUGUGCUGCGAUGAGCAAACUCCCUUACGAUCUCUGGUUUAAAAAGUGUUUUGCAGGCUGUUUACCUGAGUCCAGUCUCCAGAG